Messenger RNA from Aureobasidium subglaciale EXF-2481, 2654 nucleotides. RefSeq lists its product as uncharacterized. Gene Ontology annotation, biological process: translational elongation. Lineage: Eukaryota; Fungi; Ascomycota; Dothideomycetes; Dothideales; Saccotheciaceae. The transcript has a single exon. The coding region runs from base 93 to 2654 and encodes 853 amino acids. Gene Ontology annotation, molecular function: GTP binding; translation elongation factor activity; GTPase activity. The record is from RefSeq and is a predicted model, not a curated record.
GUUUUCGAAGUCUGCUUGUCUACGUGUUAAGCGAUCAAACAGACUCCAGAUUCUUAAGAAAGAAAGAGUCAUACAAGUCUUAUACCAAAAUUAUGGCGUCGGCAUCCAUAUUCACCUUCGACGAGACUGAGCCGCGAGUAUCAUCGCCAUGGCUCAAGCGGCUCGAUUCGCAAAACAGCUCUAGAGCCCCAUCAGUCAACCAGAAGUUCGUCGCUGAUUCUGAACCUGCUGCAUAUCUGGAUGAUGUUGGCCAUGUCACCAGACUUGAGGCGGAACCUCAAAAAGGUCCUGUGGAGUACAAACUUCAUCUGCUGAUUCGACCUCGUCGCAAUUAUACAAAUAUGAGCACUGUGACUCGAAUAUCUGGCUCGAAACACUCCAAGUACAACGGGCCUGCACGUACAGCUUCCGAAACUGUACUGCCAGCGACAAGUGCUUCGCCAUCUGUAACGCCGAACUACAGGCAAGACAGAUUCGAACACCUGACUACCCAGCUUCUCUGGAGACUUGGACAAUCUUGUCCGCAUCACUCAAAUACAUCCACCAGUCUCACUCUGCCACAGUUGCCAGAAAGUACAACCGAAUUGCAAGCUCCUCCAAAACCAGAACCUAUACAUCCUGGUCUUGAGGAGAGUGAGGGGGCACUCUACGAGAUUGGUGUCUCUGAUGAUGGCACGCUUGUUGGGCUCGCUGAGGACGAGAUGCAGGACAGCCUCAACAAUCUGCGCGCUAUGGCCGCCAGUUUGGGUUGCAUCGUUGAAGUUCAACGAAUGGUGAAGGUCGGAAGUUGUACUUAUAUGGCACAGGUCCAUGACAAACCAUCUUCUGUUCUGGUUGAACACACAAGCGACCUCCUUGUUGCAGAAGCGCUAGUAAGACCCAACCUGUCGUCCGGCACAGACAAUGUUUGCGCAACUGGGUCAAGUACGGUCACUGAAGAGCUUGUUCCUGAGUCCAGAUCUGCAAAGCAGCUCCGGAUUACUUUUACGGGAGCGACUAUGUCUGGCAAGUCUUCUUUACUGGGCACGCUAUCAACAACUACGCUAGACAAUGGUAAAGGUUCGAGCCGUCUGAGUAUGCUCAAACACCAGCACGAAAUCACAUCUGGUAUCACUAGCUCAGUCACACAAGAGCUGAUCGGAUAUUCUCCGGCGUCAAAUGGCGAUGUACAUGUCAUAAAUUAUGCCACUGAAGGGGUGAGUUCCUGGAUCGACAUGCACGCAGCCUCAGCCGACGGGCGUUUGGUGUUUGUGGCCGAUUCCGCUGGGCAUCCAAGAUACAGACGGACGACCGUCAGGGGGCUUGUAGGCUGGAAGCCGCAUUGGGUAUUGCUAUGCAUCCCUGCUGACGACGAAGUAAGAUCUUCGGGCAAAGUCGCGGAGGUUCUGGGACCUGCUGCUGGCGACGUAGAUCUCUCUGCUGCACAUUUGGAUCUCUGUCUGCGUCUUCAACUACCUCUGGUGGUCGUUGUCACAAAACUUGAUCUAGCUCAGUUGUCUGUACUUAAGGCAACUCUUGGGAAGCUGCUUUCUACUCUCAAAUCUGCUGGCAGGAAGCCUCUGAUAAUACCAAAUCCUCCUGGUACCAUAUCUGAACAACAACUACAGAGCUUCACCAAGAAAAAGGCCGAUGGCAUACGUAAGACUAUUGACUGUCUACACGAUGACCCUUUGUCGGCAGUCCCGAUAGUCUUGACAAGCGCUGUUCAGGGUUCGGGCUUUGACAAUCUGCAUGCGCUGUUGAACGAGCUUCCUAUCUCGGAGUUCCAAGAAGAGCCAUCGUCCAGUCAGGCCGGUUUGAACUCGCUAUUCCAUGUUGAAGACAUCUACAACAAAGCGCAAGAUCCAACCACUAUCAUUUUGAGUGGCCAUCUUGGUAGGGGUACCUUGACUGUGAAUCAAGAAGUUUUCUUGGGACCUUGCUCUCUAUCAAGCGGUGAUGACUCGGAAGACUCGGACACUCAACAGCGGCCUCGACUUUCGCAGACUUUGCCGACAUCUCGAUCUUUUCCCGGUGCACUUAGACCGUCGAGCAACCUCCAUUCGAUUAGUAAAGCGUCCGACCAUGAGUGGCGCAAAGUCAAGGUUGUAAGUAUCAGGAACCUGCGACUUCCUGUUUCCUCGCUUCACGCCGAUCAAGCCGGUACCAUUGGACUGGAGCUAGUGGAUGACAAGACUCUCGACACGUGGGCUACCAUCAAAAUUCGAAGAGGCAUGGUGCUCUGCAAUACACCUGCAACUUCGACCAGCACGAUUGUCGCACAGUUCAGACGAGACGACCUAGGUACCCUGGCAGUGGGGAGUCAAGUCGUACUCUAUCUCGCCAGCGUACGUUCGUCUGCCAGAAUCUUGUCUUGUAGGAUACCCGAGUUUUCUGAGCUAGCACAUGGAGAACCAUACUCGGAGAUUGUUGAGGAACAAAAUGGCUCUCAAGACGGCCAAUCUGCUGACAGGGCCGUCGCUGGUGCUGUCACGCAUCAGUUUUUGCAGGUCACUUUCCACUUCGAGUCCGCCAAGGAGUACGUCGAAGUAGGCUUGAAGAUACUGGUCAUGCCUGGAGGAGGCCCAGGCUUAUUUGGUGGUACCGAGCGAGGAGAGAAAGGCGCGGCUGGUCUAGAAGGAUUUGUUGGAAGAGUUGUUGAGAUACUCCGGUAA